AUGGGUUUGCGUGUUAAUGAUUGGGUUUUCUUGAAGGUUUCUCCUAUGGAAAGAGUUAUGGGAUUCGAUAGAAAGGGACAACUUAGCCUAAGAUAUAUUGGGUCCUGCAGAAUCAAUUGGAGGAUAGGCCAAGAGGCCUACGAGUUAGAGUUUCCUUUGGAGUUAGAACUCAUCCAUCUAGUCUUCCAUGUGUCUAUGCUACGGAAGAGUAUCAGAGACCCUUCUCAGGUCAUGCCAGUUGAUGAUGGUCAUAUUAGAGAGGACUAUUCUAAUGAAGAGGUCCAAGUUACUAUUCUAGAUCGACAGUUCUGCAAGUUAAUGACCAAAAGAAUUGCUUCUGUAAAAGUAUUAUGGAGGAAUAAGAACGUGGAAGAAAUGACGUGCGAAGCCAAAGAGGAAAUAAGAUCCAAGUAUCCUCAUUUGUUUCUGACAGAAGGUUCUUGA
Messenger RNA from Lycium ferocissimum, 444 nucleotides. RefSeq lists its product as uncharacterized. The record is from RefSeq and is a predicted model, not a curated record. Bases 1 to 444 code for a protein of 147 amino acids. NCBI's taxonomy places the organism in Eukaryota, Viridiplantae, Streptophyta, Magnoliopsida, Solanales, Solanaceae. The transcript has a single exon.